Molecule: messenger RNA, 924 nt
Organism: Lathyrus sativus (Indian pea)
Lineage: Eukaryota; Viridiplantae; Streptophyta; Magnoliopsida; Fabales; Fabaceae
Source: the annotation of a GenBank genome assembly
AUGACUAGUAGCUGUGGAAGAGAAGGUGUAGGAGGAGCAGUGAGACAGUAUAUAAGAUCAAAAGUCCCUCGUCUCAGAUGGACUCCUGAACUUCACCGUUGCUUUGUUACUGCCAUUCAUACUCUUGGAGGCCAUCAAAAGGCUACUCCUAAACUUGUUCUUCAGUUGAUGGAUGUCAAAGGCCUCACCAUUUCACAUGUCAAAAGCCAUCUCCAGAUGUACAGAAGCAUGAGAGGUGAAAUGGGAAGACAAGGUAGAAACCAAUGUUUUGAAGAGCAUGAUGAUGGAUGUGUUGAUGAAGUGAAUGAACAUUCAUGUUCAAAACUCAUGAGAGAAGAAUCUGAUUCCUUCCUUGGCAACAGCAAUAUCUUCUCUAAAAGAGCUAGAAUCGAGAGAAGUUCUAUAACAACAACUAGUCUGGUGCAACGCAGAGAAAGAAGAAGAACAUGUGGUGAUGAUGAUGAUGAUGGUGGUGCAGUAACAAUAACAAAUCCGUACUGCUUUUAUGACCAUGAACUGCUGCACAAGAAAAAAGGAAUAAAAGAUGAAGAAAAGUUUUAUGGAUGGCAGAGAAAGAUUCAACCACAUUUUGGCAUCACUUCUUUCAAAUCUCCAAACCAACCAUCUCAUUUCUCUCAGGUUGGUAAUGGAAAUGAGAAAAAGAGGGGUUCAUGGUCAAUGAAAGGAGUUAUGGAAACUGACAAAGCACAUGUAGAAGUUGAAAGUGAAGGAGGAGAUGAGUUGUCAUUGUCACUAACAUUGCAAAAUGGUUCAGCUCAGACAAGUAAUGGUUGUUAUUCGGCAAGUGAAAUCAGUGAGGCAAUUUCAUGCUGGACAACUCCUUCUAAAGACUGCUAUAGAACAUCUAGUAGUGUUAAAGCAAAGAUUAAUUUAGACCUAUCUUUAGCCAUAUGUGGUAAUUGA